UAUCCCAUGUUUUUCCCACUUUUAGAUUGGCUGUUCAAAUCACGCAUCCUCUGUCCCGCAUAUUGAUUCCCCUAUCAUAUGAUUUCGUCCCAGGUAUCUAGGGAUAUUGUAAUUGGAAAACAUCCUAUAUUUCAGUGCGUUUGGUACUGCUGACUGCGUACGUGCGGUUGCCGGUUGCCAUAGAGACCGUGUUUUUAUUUAAAAAUGGCGCAUGUUUUUGAUUUCGCCUUGAUUGCGCUCCUGAAACGAUUCUACGAAGAAGAAUGAACGAGGAGACUAUGGAGAACGCGAGUUCGCUCGAGAAGACGGCGCGGAGGCUCACUGAUGACAUACAGAGUAUGUCGAAUUACAAGGCACUUUACAAUGAGAUACAGAGACUUGUCGCGUCAUCCGUCGUGAACAAAGAUGACUUUAAGAACUCGCUGAUCGCAGCACUUAAAGAUAAUGGUCUGGAGACUGAAAUCAGAAACACAGUGUUUCACUGGGCACGAUCACGGGGUUCGCUGCAUUCUCGAUCAGUUUCGCACAUACAGACAGCUGACUUGAGCUACCUAAAGAAGACACAGAUUCAAUGGGAACGACGCAUACAGAAGUCAUUAAAUUCAACAUGCAGUGAAUUGAACAUUCCACUGGCUCGUAUAAGAUCCACUGCUGAUAGGGACGAACUAGCUGAAAAGUGGAAUGAAUUGAGCACUUAUGAUAUGGAUUUAUCACAAUACCGACCACUAUAUGCACCAAAGGACUUUCUAGAUGUAUUGUUCUCCAUACGUGAUCCUUCAUUCAAAAAGCAACUAUUAUUAUCAAAACAUUUCAGAGACGAAUUAAAUUGGGAUUUUAGUCAUAUACAGAUUAGUGUAAAGACGCUUGCGCAAUUGAGACAUAUGUACUCAGAAUUAUCACAGGGACUGCCAUUAUUAGGAAUAAAUCCUGAUAUGCCGGCCACAGAAGGUUUCCCAAAUUUGGAAGCCGAGCGAACGCACAUUGGCGAAAAAGUAUUAAACUCGAAUCAUGCCCCGAUUGCACAGGAAUUUCUUAAAAGAGGAUCCCCCCGAGCUUUGCGUGGUCGUAUUUGGUCACUCGUUCUCGGAUCUGUUAUCAAAGAUAAUGAUAUAGAAUAUUACGAGGAAUUGAAAAAUAUGGUUUUACAAUAUGAUAUUGUGAUAGACAAGCUGAUAAUAAUGGAUGUACAAUUAACGGCGAGAAACGAUGAUCAAUACUUUGUAUUUGAAGAUGUUUUAUAUAAGACAAUGUUAUGCUUUUCGAGAGAUUCUGAAAUACUUGCCCCAGUCACAACCGACAGAAGUGCCGGGAGUCAAGUGAUCCACGCGGUUUUGCAAGGCAAACCAGCGACACUGGAAAAUACUUUGGUUUUUCCACCAAGUGGUGUUAUUCCGUUCCAUGGAUUUACAAUGUAUGCUACGCCAUUUUGUUAUUUAUAUGAUAAUCCCUGCACUACGUAUUAUACUUUCCGUGCAUUCUACUUGAGAUACUGGUUCCGUUUGCACACUGUAUCGAGUCAUGAACAAGGUAUAGUUGCUCUCUGCUUACUUUUUGAACGAUUACUGCAGUGCCAUGAACCGCAGUUGUGGGUUCAUUUCAAAAAUAUACAUAUUCAACCCAUAAAAAUAGUCUUCAAAUGGCUUAUGAGAGGUUUCAGUGGUCAUUUACCACCUGAACAACUAUUGUAUCUUUGGGAUUUAAUUCUCGGUUAUGAUUCUUUGGAAAUUAUUCCACUAUUGGCAGUGACAAUAUUGAGUUUUCGAAAAGAAAAUUUAUUGCAAGUUAAUACUCAACAGAAUGUAGAGGCUGUGUUAGCAGACUUAUCUUCUCUAAAAGUAAUGCCUUUGUUGCAGUUGGCUCUUCUAAAAGAAUAAUUUCACUUUUGCAUAUAAAUUUAUAAUUACAAAAUUUGUAAACUUCUUUUUAGAUUUGUGUAUCAUUUGUCUAAUUGUCAUCAUAUCCCAGCUAACGCUAAAUAUAUUUAUAGAAAAUUUCGAUUCGUAUUUUCAAUGCCAAAUAUUUCAGCACAGUGAAAGAUUCAUCACAGAAUAUAUAAAUGUCACAAUAUAAAAUGUUGGAAUAUUGUGUAUGAAUACUCCUUGUAUGUAUAUCACGAAAAUUACGAGCAGUACACACCUCCGCCGACAGAAGGCCGCAGCGGAGAGCAUUUACUCACAUUACAUUAAGAAUCAUCUGGGAAAGAAUAUGAGUGCAGCAUUUUGUCUAUAAAGUAAGCCUCAAAAUAGGGCUCCAAAAUGAAAGUAUAAAGUGCGUUUUUCAAAGCAAAA
Acromyrmex echinatior (Panamanian leafcutter ant) is the source of this 2288-nucleotide messenger RNA. Its product is annotated as TBC1 domain family member 19. The record is from RefSeq and is a predicted model, not a curated record. NCBI's taxonomy places the organism in Eukaryota, Metazoa, Arthropoda, Insecta, Hymenoptera, Formicidae.